AUGUCCGACUACGGCGCAUACGACGACCGUCGUCGCUACCGCGAAACUCGCACUCGACCCCGCGAGCGUGGAGAUCCCGAAUUCGUCCAGGAAACAACAUACAUCGAGCGCGGAAAAGGCCCUCCUCCACGCGACCUGGUGUAUCGCCCUCGUGAAGAGAGCGUCGAAGACAUCGCCAGAGACUUCCCUCUCCCUUCCAGCGAUCGUUACGCUCCUCGUGGAGGAAGAAGAGAAUACGACAACUACCCUCCGCCCCGCCGUGCUCGAAGCCAGGUUGGCCGUAGAGACUAUGACGAUUACGACGAUGACUACGAUGUUCCAGUCGCUGCCGCAGCCGCUGCUGGCGCUGGAUAUGCUGCUGGACGCGCAAAGGAUCGCCGCCGUCACCGCGAUCGUCAUGACCGUGACUACGACUCGGAGGAAUACUCACCUCCUCGUCGUCGUCAUGCUGAACGCCGCAAGUCUGGUGUCGGUGAGAUUCUGGAAGGUCUCGGACUAGGAGGAGUCGCCGCUGCUAUUACAGGACGCUCCCGCAGUCGCAGCAGAUCUAGAGAUCGUGAUUCGCGCCGUGACAGAGACAGAGAUGGCAGAGACAGAGAUGGCAGAGCUAAGUCACGCCACGGUGGUCGCUACGACUCUGAUGAAUACAGCCGUAGCCGCAGCAGAUCUAAGGGACGUACCGAGCGUAAGUGGGCUCAGGCUGCUCAAGCCGCUCUUGUCGCCGGCGCCGUCGAGGCAUUCCGCUCUCGCAAGGACCCUGGACCAUGGACUGGAGAGAAGGGACGCCGCAUCGCCACUGCCGCUAUCGGCGCAGGUGGUAUCGAUGGCCUCGUUGACCGCAAUCCAGACAAGAAGACAAAGCGCCACCUGGUUGAAGCCGUGGUAGGAGGACUUGCAACCACCCGCCUUGCCAACGGUCCUCGCAGUAAGAGCAGAGGUCCCGCUGGUGCCAGGGACGAUCCUUAUGGCCGCUCUCGUAGCCGCUCUCGAUCCAUUUUUGGCGGUCGCGGAAGAAGCCAGUCUCGUGGUCGUGAUGGCCAAGGCGGUGGCGGCGGCGGUGGCGGACUUGAGAAGCUUGCAGCUGGUGGAGCUCUAGCAGCAGCUGGCAAGGCCAUCUACGAUCGUGUACGCUCAAAGUCACGUCGUAGGCGCUCUCCUUCGUCCAGCUCUGCAGACUCGUAUGUCCCUUCCCGCAAUCGCCGUCGCAACAAGGAGCUACGCUCACCUGCUCAAUCAGAUACAGGCAGCCGCGCCGUCGCCCAGCGCGGUCGUGAUCGAAAUGUCGCCCCCGCCGCUGCCGCCAGUGCAGGUGCUGGCGCCCUCGCUGCUUCAACAAACAACCGUGGCGCUCGUAGCCAGAGUUCUUCAAGCAGCAGCACCGAUGUCGAUGCUCGUCGUAAGCGUAUGCGAGGCAAAGAGCUACUCACGGCCGGUCUUGCCACAGUUGCCACUAUUCACGCUGCUCAUGGUGUUUACUCAAGUAUGGAAGCUCACGAGAGGCGUCACAAACUGGUGCAGGAAGGCGAGAUGUCUCCUGCCGAGGCUCGCAAGAAGCAGACGAAGGCAUGGGUUCAGGAUGCAGCAGCUGUAGGUAUCGCUGCUUUGGGUAUCAAGGGCGCUUUCAGCGAAUGGAAGGAAAUGAAUGAGCACAGACGCGAGAUUCACGAACUGGAGAAGAGAAAAGCGCUCAAAGAGAGACGUCACGAGAAACACGAAAGAGAGGCACGCAGAGCACAGGAAGAGCGUCUCUACCAGAUGCUUCCUCUUUUGCAGCAACAGCAACAACCCGUUGCUCCUCAAAUGUAUACGCAGCCCGGCACACAGAUGAUGUAUCCCAGCAACAUCCCUCCUCCACCACCUGGACCACCUCCUGGUGCGAGGUAUUAG
This is a messenger RNA of Aureobasidium subglaciale EXF-2481, 1887 nucleotides long. RefSeq lists its product as uncharacterized. The coding region runs from base 1 to 1887 and encodes 628 amino acids. Lineage: Eukaryota; Fungi; Ascomycota; Dothideomycetes; Dothideales; Saccotheciaceae. The transcript has 2 exons. The record is from RefSeq and is a predicted model, not a curated record.